GAUUUUUGAGCACUGGGGACCAAGCAGCAAAAGGAAACUAUGGCCUCCUUGAUCUAAUUCAAGCUUUGCGAUGGACUAGUGAAAAUAUUGGGUUCUUUGGUGGUGACCCAUUAAGAAUAACUGUUUUUGGAUCUGGUGCAGGCGGUUCAUGUGUCAAUCUGUUGACUUUAUCCCAUUAUUCUGAAGGUAACCGUUGGAGCAAUUCAACCAAAGGACUUUUUCAAAGAGCAAUAGCUCAAAGCGGAACGGCUCUCUCCAGCUGGGCAGUUAGUUUUCAGCCUGCAAAAUAUGCCAGGAUGUUGGCUACGAAAGUUGGUUGCAACAUGUCAGACACUGUAGAAUUGGUAGAAUGUCUACAGAAGAAGCCUUAUAGAGAACUUGUCGACCAGGACAUUCAACCAGCAAGAUACCAUAUAGCCUUUGGACCAGUAAUUGAUGGUGAUGUGAUACCAGAUGAUCCUCAGAUAUUGAUGGAACAAGGAGAAUUCCUCAAUUAUGACAUCAUGUUGGGAGUUAACCAAGGGGAAGGGUUAAAAUUUGUUGAAAAUAUUGUGGAUAGCGAGGAUGGCAUAUCAGCUAGUGAUUUUGACUUUGCAGUUUCUAAUUUUGUCGAUAACUUAUACGGAUACCCUGAAGGCAAAGAUAUAUUGAGGGAAACUAUUAAAUUUAUGUACACAGACUGGGCAGAUCGACACAAUCCUGAGACCAGAAGGAAAACACUGCUGGCUUUGUUUACUGAUCACCAGUGGGUUGCACCAGCAGUGGCUACAGCAGAUCUUCACUCAAAUUUUGGAUCGCCUACAUAUUUCUAUGCCUUCUACCAUCAUUGCCAGACAGAUCAGGUACCUGCAUGGGCAGAUGCAGCCCAUGGAGAUGAGGUUCCUUACGUACUAGGAAUCCCCAUGAUUGGUCCUACUGAAUUAUUUCCUUGUAAUUUCUCCAAAAAUGAUGUCAUGCUAAGUGCGGUGGUGAUGACGUACUGGACAAACUUUGCAAAAACUGGUGACCCAAAUCAACCAGUGCCACAAGAUACAAAAUUCAUCCAUACAAAACCAAAUCGUUUUGAAGAAGUAGCAUGGACCAGAUAUUCUCAAAAAGACCAACUGUAUCUUCACAUUGGAUUAAAACCACGAGUUAAAGAACAUUAUAGGGCCAAUAAAGUGAACCUUUGGUUGGAACUGGUACCUCAUCUGCACAAUCUUAACGACAUUUCACAGUAUACCUCUACCACAACUAAAGUGCCGUCAACUGAUAAUACUUUCAGACCAACAAGGAAAAAUUCUGUUUCUGUUACUUCAGCCUUUCCUACAGCCAAACAAGAUGAUCCCAAACAACAGCCAAGCCCAUUUUCAGUGGAUCAAAGGGACUAUUCGACAGAAUUGAGCGUUACUAUUGCAGUUGGUGCAUCUUUGCUGUUCCUGAACAUUUUGGCCUUUGCAGCAUUGUACUACAAAAAAGACAAGCGGAGACAUGAUGUUCACAGGAGAUGUAGCCCACAACGUACUACUACCAAUGAUCUUACCCAUGCACAAGAAGAGGAGAUAAUGUCCCUCCAGAUGAAGCACACUGACUUGGAUCAUGAAUGUGAGUCCAUCCAUCCACAUGAGGUGGUUCUUAGGACCGCCUGUCCCCCAGACUACACGCUAGCUAUGAGAAGGUCUCCUGAUGAUAUUCCCUUAAUGACACCCAACACCAUCACAAUGAUCCCCAACACUAUACCAGGGAUUCAACCCUUACACACAUUCAAUACAUUUACCGGAGGACAGAACAAUACUCUGCCCCAUCCUCAUCCCCACCCCCAUUCACAUUCAACAACCAGGGUAUAG
Messenger RNA from Cariama cristata (Red-legged seriema), 1826 nucleotides. RefSeq names its product neuroligin 1 (gene NLGN1). Gene Ontology annotation, molecular function: neurexin family protein binding; signaling receptor activity. NCBI's taxonomy places the organism in Eukaryota, Metazoa, Chordata, Aves, Cariamiformes, Cariamidae. Gene Ontology annotation, cellular component: synapse; cell surface; postsynaptic specialization membrane. Gene Ontology annotation, biological process: neuron cell-cell adhesion; synaptic vesicle endocytosis; postsynaptic membrane assembly. The record is from RefSeq and is a predicted model, not a curated record. The transcript is spliced from 3 exons. The annotation marks the transcript as partial.